AUGGCCAACAGAUCAACGACCAACCACCAAGCAACUGAUGAUUUCUUCACCCUCACCUGCCGGGUUGGUGCCAAACGUGAUCCGCCGGACUACACUCCCAACGGCACCGCAGAGGACGCACCCCAGGAAUCUCAACUUGGCCCCUUGCAGGCGCCAGAGGGGCAAUCUUGCAGGUUGUUCUAUGAAGACUCCGAUGGCGAAGAUCUGGCAAGCCCCUCGAUCGAAGCUUCCCACUCCGCCAAUCAAAACCCUCCAGGCCCCCCUGAUGGCGGGAAUCCAAACGCUACUGCUGCAAAUGCCCCGGCCAAUCCCUCCCCCCGCGGUCGCACCUCCGGCCCCGCUGUCGGCAAUGCUCGUCCAAACCCGUCUUGCUCCCCAGAUGGCUCCACGGCUUCCCCCCUGGCCAGCCGUGGGCCCAUCCCGCACCCCGCUGCCGCCGCCCGCGUAUUCCUCCCAGCCCCUGGAGAUUGGGUCUUCUCUGCCCCGCGCAUUACGUCCACUGGCCGAGUUAUCCCUCCACGCCUCGUCUCCAACCCGUCCCCGACGGCGCCCGCCUCUGUCCCUGUGCAAGCCGCGGAGACGGCCACGGCGUUGGGACCCUCUCCGAAUCAGUCGGAUUCUCCCACCCCUGCAAACGGGGCACGUCACGUGGCCUCUGGCUUGGGCUCCCCACCCAGCCCAAGCGAGGAACUCCCCUCCCCAUCGCAGCCCGUCGACCCUGAGGAAUCUCCCGCACAACCCAUCAUGGGCCCCUCCCCGGAAAUCUGA
Puccinia triticina is the source of this 768-nucleotide messenger RNA. RefSeq lists its product as uncharacterized. The record is from RefSeq and is a predicted model, not a curated record. The transcript is spliced from 3 exons. Lineage: Eukaryota; Fungi; Basidiomycota; Pucciniomycetes; Pucciniales; Pucciniaceae. Bases 1 to 768 code for a protein of 255 amino acids.